AGCGGAGUCAGUGUUGCAGCGCACAGCGAGCGAAACGUAUCUCUCUGUGGGUCAGUGGGAGCAAUCCGAUGUGAACGCCGGCCGACUGCAUCGGCAAUUUGGCAUCGCACAGCUGCGCGUCGACUCGAGCUCCCGAUGGCGGCCGACGUGGCGGUGGACCAGCCGUCCCUCAGCCUGGACGCCAGCGGCUGCGUGUCCCUGCAGGACAUUCUGCUCGCGUUCAACGCGCCCAUCAGCGAGGAACACGCGUGGGCCCUGUGCUUCGAGUGUGUCAAAUGCUUCCAGAACGCGCUGCACGAACACGGAAAGUGUCUGAUCGUGUCCGAUCCUCAGCACAUCGUGCUGCACAAGGAUGGACAGGUGCACGUCCGCACCGUCCUGCCCGGCGACAAGGCGCAGGGCAAUGAUUCAACAGCAGGCGGCCGACCUUUCACCUCUUCGCAACAAAAGCUCACUUUCCACCUGGGCCUGACCAUUUUUAAAGCCCUAGAAUUUGGGUUUCAAGAGGAGGAAGAACGAAGACUGGGUGCUGACCUGGAGCGGCUCAUUGACCUCAUGACAACAGAGCCUGUUUCUGGCGAAGAUGCCUCGGAAAAGCCUGAGACGGACGACGAAGGCAUCGAGCAGGACUCGGGCGACGGCACCGACGAUGCCGCCGUCGCCAAAGUGCCGCCCUUUUCCUUCGAUUCGGGACCACUGCACACCAUCAUCACCAAAGUAAUCGAGCACUUCUGCGUACGACAGUCGAGUCAGCAGCGGGGCCAGACGGAGGCCCAUUACCGGGCCGUGUGUCGGGCCCUGGUGGCCGAAGCGCUGGAGCUCGCCUCCUUCCUCGAAAGGGUGUCGCAGGGCACCCAGAGCCUGCCGUGCAUGCAGGUCGACCCCGAGACGUGCCAUGACCUCGACCAGCUCAAGUUCACCGACUGGUCUGGCCGUAGGAUUUGGAGAGCUCUACAAGCUCGUUUAUGGAUGCAAGUGAUUCAAGAACUGAGAACUGGAGUACAACUGAAAAAAGUGCAAGCUGGUGGACCUUGCCUCAGGAAUCAUCCAACCAUCGAGUACGAAUUGACGCCGUAUGAGAUUUUGAUGGACGACAUCAGAGCCAAGAGGUACAAAUUAAAUAAGGUGAUGGUGGACGGAGAAAUCCCGCAAAAAGUCAAGCAGGACGCCCACGCUAUAAUACUCGAGUUCAUUCGGUCCAGGCCUCCGCUGCGCAAGGCAUCGGAGAGGAAGCUGGGCCCGGCCCCUGACAGGGCCCCUAGCCCUAGAGAGCUGCUGAUGGAGAGCAUCAAACAGGAGCACCGCCUGCGCCCCUCGUCCAGUCCCAUCAAGAGGCCGAAUCUUGUCAGAGUCGACACGUCGCCGCAGACCCUGCUGAAGGAGCCGACCCGAGAGCCCGAGGGCACGCCAAUGAGGAGGCUCAUCCAAGUGGAUUUCUCCAAGUUCCAGGAUGAGAUUGAAGAUGACGACGACGACCUCAUCUGCUCGCUUGACUCGCCGACGUCCCCCGCCGCCCCCGUCCCUGCCCCCCGAAGCAACGUCAACCCUUGGCGGAGAACAGACUCGACGGGCAGCACUUCCUCCUCAGCCGGAGGCCACCUGAAGCUGCGCUACGACCUGGGCGACCUGCUGGCCGGCAGUCGCGCCUCAGGUUUCAUUACGUCCUCGGAGCACCCUGACACCGCCAAACCGGAGGAGGAGGAGCAGCAGCAGCCGGAGCCGGCGCCCAGGGAGAGACCGGCCUCGCUUUUGCUCGAUUCUUAUGAUUUGGCCACUCAGUGUCCUAGCAGGAGAGCGACUCUCAGAAGAAGACACACUGUGGUCGGAACCAAAGACGAGAAGGCCGAAAAUGAAGUCAACGACGAGCUGCCUGCCAAAAGGUGCUCACACGCGUUUGAUGCUGAAAAAGGCGAAGAGGCCGAGGAGGACGACGAAACCAAGACGCACACCAGCCUCGGCUCGUGUGAGCUCAAUUGGUCUCGCUCUUCUCUGCAAGAUGAGCUGCUCCAGUCGUCGCACUGGCAGUCGGCGAUGGAGUGCCUGUCUCUGACGCUGGAGGAAAUCGUGCAUAUCCGCAGUGUACUGACCAAAGCCGAGCUUGACGGAUUGCCAGUCGAGGGCCGAAUCAAGGAGGAGGUUGAGAAGAGGAAGGUGUGCUUCCUGUGCAUGAAGACGCGCUUCAGUAUCUUCGGCCCGUGGGGCCAAAAGUGCAAACUGUGUCAGAGAACUGUGUGCAGCAAGUGUUGCGACAAGAUGAGAAUUCCCACCGAGCAUUUCUCCCGGGUGCCGGUGUUCGCCCUGUCGCCAGGUCUGUCUUCACCGGAGGGCAGCGACGACGGCUCGAGCUCCCCCACCUUCGGCCGAGCCCUGAUGAACAGGCUGCUGGCCGCUGCCCCGGCGGCGGCCGCGCCCGCCCCAGCCCCCAAGGCCCCCCAGCGCUUCAACAGCGUGGGCAGCGCCCCCACCUCGCCCACCCUGACGCGGCGCACAACCAGCACCAUCUCCGCCACCCCCACACAGCUCCAGUCGGACACGCCGCCACCCCUCAAGGUGGAGCUGGAGACCAUCAGCCCUGCCGAGGUCAACGGCCAGGAAGGCCCUGAGGAACAGCCGCAGUCCUUGCCUGUCCACGUGGACAAACCAACCCCAGCACAAAGGGGAUUCUUGAUGCGCUCGAAGACGCUCGGCCGACCGUCUGUAAUGGACAAGACGGCCGAGAAGCUGAAAGGGUUGCAGAUGAUUGUGUGUUUGGACUGCAAAACCAUGGUCCUGCAAAUCAUCAAGACGUCGCGCACAAGUCGCAACCAGGCCAUUAAAAACCUAUCACUCAGCAUUUCCCCUGUAUAUUGAUUAGAGACUGUCCCUGGUAUUUGUUAAGUUAAAUUAACUGUUAAGUCGAUCAUGUAAUGUUGUAUAAUAACGAUUAAAAUGGUAAUUAAUUGAUAAUUCGAUCUCCUUGCCACUUCAGGCUUUUUUUAUCAUGCAAAAAAUACACACAUAUGGGUGCAUUGAUGCUCCACAAUCAUCAUUUACAAAGAUUAGCCUACUGAUAGAAAACAGAGCUUUUCUCUUUCUACUCGUAUCCUAAUCUGCUAAAUCCUAUCAACGCGCAUAAUUAGAUUCUACUGAUUUAAUUACCAAGUUAUCUGAUGAUGAGCCUAAUCCUCUUGUUAACGCCUUUUCAUCCUCAUUUUGGUCGUAUCCUUUUAAUCAUUGGCAUAUAUCAUAUAUAAUAUCAUUUUCUGCCCCAAACUACUGAAAUGGAUAAAAUAAACAAAAAAAUACUACCUAAGUA
Messenger RNA from Cloeon dipterum, 3295 nucleotides. It is a transcript of the gene spir, whose product is annotated as spire type actin nucleation factor. The record is from RefSeq and is a predicted model, not a curated record. Gene Ontology annotation, cellular component: cell cortex; cytoplasmic vesicle membrane. NCBI's taxonomy places the organism in Eukaryota, Metazoa, Arthropoda, Insecta, Ephemeroptera, Baetidae. Gene Ontology annotation, biological process: intracellular transport; Golgi vesicle transport; actin filament network formation. The transcript has 18 exons. The coding region runs from base 136 to 2850 and encodes 904 amino acids. Gene Ontology annotation, molecular function: actin binding.